Messenger RNA from Cynara cardunculus var. scolymus (artichoke), 1292 nucleotides. RefSeq names its product SPX domain-containing protein 4-like. Lineage: Eukaryota; Viridiplantae; Streptophyta; Magnoliopsida; Asterales; Asteraceae. The coding region runs from base 194 to 1096 and encodes 300 amino acids. Gene Ontology annotation, biological process: cellular response to phosphate starvation. The record is from RefSeq and is a predicted model, not a curated record. The transcript has 3 exons.
AUUCCUAUUCCGGUUUCGAUUCCGAUUCCGAUUGCAAUACGAAUCCAGUCUAAUCCAAAUUUCCUCCGGUGUAUGUCCAUACGACUCUGACGAACUCCAUAGCCAUGGAGUUGAUCAUCGUCUUCUUGAUGUUUCUCCUUAAUUUCGACACCUCUGCACCUUAAUUGUCACAUCCGUGUCUGUAUAAGAGAUAAUGAAAUUUGGGAAAGAAUUCGGUAUUCAUCUGGAACAAACCCUACCUGAAUGGAGGGACAAGUAUUUGUGUUACAAACUCCUUAAGAGAUUCCUUAAGCGCAUUCCUAAUCCCACCGCCGUUGACUCCGAUCACAACCCUCCUCCACCUGACGCCGCUGUUGAUCGCGACUUUCCUCCUUUGCCGCCUCACUUGGCCGAUCUACAGGAAUGGUUCGUUAGGAUUCUCGAUGAAGAAAUCGAGAAAUUCAAUGAUUUCUAUGUUGAUAAGGAGGAAGAAUUUGUCAUACGAUUUAAGGAGUUAAAGGAAAGAAUUGAGCAAGUAAAGGAGAAAAGUUGGAAAGAUGGAAACUUUACAUCGGAAAGCGAAUUCAGUGACGAGAUGAUGGCGAUACGAAAAGACUUCGUAACCAUCCAUGGGGAGAUGGUGCUUCUGAAAAACUAUAGCUCCUUAAAUUUUGCAGGCAUUAUAAAGAUAUUGAAGAAGUAUGACAAAAGGACAGGGGGAUUAUUGCGCGUACAUUUUACACAACUUACCCUUCGUCAACCUUUCUUCACGAUAGAACCUCUUACCCUGUUGGUCCAUGAGUGUGAGGAAAAUCUCGAACUCCUUUUCCCUUUAGAAGCGGAAGUAGUCGAAUCGAGUAGCAAACAGCCCGAUGCAAUAAACAUUAACAGAUCGUCGUCGUCGUCGUCGUCUGAGGUAGGAACUUCAGAUGUGUAUAGGAGGACAAUUGAUGCAAUGAGAACAAUAAAGGGUCUUAAAAAGGAAAGCUCCACCUUCAAUCCGUUGUCGUUUGCAUCUAUUUUCGGCAACCAAGAUAUCGACACGGGUGCUAUAACAACUCAACACUCGCCUUCCGACUCUACAAUUUCUUACCAUGAUAAAAAACGAACCGUAUGACAUAUCCUACCUCCAGACCUUGUCUAUCCUGAUUACAUUCUACCGUGGUAAGAUUCGUCGUCGACACGGGUGCUAUAACAACACUCGCCUUCCGACUCUACAAUUUCUUACCAUGAUAAAAAACGAACCGUAUGACAUAUCCUACCUCCAGACCUUGUCUACACUGAUUACAUUCUACCGUGGUAAGAUUCGUCGU